Messenger RNA from Callorhinus ursinus (northern fur seal), 1907 nucleotides. RefSeq names its product tetratricopeptide repeat domain 22 (gene TTC22). Gene Ontology annotation, molecular function: protein binding. The record is from RefSeq and is a predicted model, not a curated record. Lineage: Eukaryota; Metazoa; Chordata; Mammalia; Carnivora; Otariidae.
CCGCGCCGGGCUCGAUCCAGGGCGUCCCAGCUACGUCCCGCCACCCCCCACCCCCGCAGUCGCCGGGGCAGAGGCGAGGCCCGGGGAGCAGCGGGGCUGCCAUGGCGGAGCCAGAGGCCACGGCCGAGGACCUGGACGCCCUCAUCGACGACCUGGACUACCUGCCGGGCCACUUCCACCUGGAGAUGCAGCUGAACUUCGAGCCGCGCUCGCCGGCCUCGCUCCGCGCCCGGGACCUGAAGCUGCAGCGGGACGGCUUGCGGCAAGAGCUCAAGCUGGCGGCCGCCCCGCAGCGCCCCGCCGUGCGCCACCUCCUAGGCACCUUCGCCUUCUACCUGGACGAACUGGACGAGGCCCGCGAGCUCUUCCUCGAGGUGGCCCGCGAGGACCCGGGCAACCUCAACGCCUGGGCCAACCUGGCGCACGUGUACGGGCGGCUGGGCCAGGAGGAAGAGGAGGAGGCGAGCGCCGGGCGGCUGGCUGGCCUCAUGGGCCUGGCGGCGGAGCGCGAGGCGCCGGGGGACCCCCAACGCCGGGCGGCGCGCUGCCUGGCCGAGCAAGGCUAUGCGCACGGCUUCGACGUGGGCUGCGCCAGCCCGGAGGAGCGGGCACAGGUGCUGGCCGCCGGCAUCGCGCUCUACGACAAGGCGCUGGGCUACGGGCAGCAGAUCCCAGUGGAGGAGAAAAGGGGCUGGUACUUCACCAUGGCAACGCUCUUCAUCAGGCUAGAUGGCAUCUUCCUGGAAAUGGGCAGCGAGGAGCAGAAGAGGCUGCCCGCCUUCAACCGCACGCUGGCCCUGCUCCGGCAAGUGCUCAAGUCCUCAGACCCCCACCACCAAGCUCUGGCCUGGUGCUACCUCGGGAUGCUGCUAGAGAGGAAGGACACCUUCUCCACCACCCCCAUGGGUGUCCACGACUGCGGGUACUCGGGAACCGACCCCCUGGACUGCUUUGGCAAGGCUAUUGAGAUAGCCAAGGACCAACCCCCCAUCCUGAAUCGCCUGGCCAAAAUCUUCCACUUCCUAGGAAAGCAGGACAUGGCCAUUGGAACCUGCAACAUGGCUCUAGAUAUCCUACGAGAUCCGGAGCUCAACUGGCAGGCAUACUGCACAAGGGCCAAGAUCCACCUCAGAGCCUACCUGCACGACCUGGAGCGAGCCAAGAUGGGGCUCGGGGGCAUGCCUGACAGGAACCACCUGUCCUGCGCCAAGGCCGAUCUGGAGGAAGUGGUCAAGGUGUGCCCAAGCCUCAAGACCUACCUGGACAUCGGCCAGGUCUACUACUACAUGGGUGUGGACGCCGUGCAGGAGCUGCUGGCGGUGGACGAGGCGGCGCUGAACCAGGCGCUGGUCUUCCUGGCCAAGGCCGGCGAGUCGGAGCUGGGCGCCACCUUGCCCGAGCUGCAGCUGCUGCGCGGCAAGUGCCUGCGCAUCAAGGGCGAGGAGGCCAACGCGGCGGCCUGCUUCAAGCGCGCCGUGGAGCUGGACGACGCGGGCUCCAGCCACACCGAGGGCUUCGGCUGCCUGCUCGAGGCGCUGCUGGCGCAGUGGAGCCAGGCGCAGCUGAGCGACGCCGAGCUGGGCCGCGAGGUGGACGCGUGGCUGCGCCGCGCCCAGGGCAAGUACCCCGCGGCGCGCCUGUGCCAGGAGCUGCAGCGCGUGUGGCGCGGCCACACGGGCGAGGUGCUGGGGCUGGCCCGGGCCCUGGUGGCCCAGGGACGGCCGGCGCUGGUGCGGCUACUCUUUGAGACCAUGGAGCAGGACGGCGACGUCGCAGGCGUGCCGCGGGGCCGCCGAGCCUUCUCUCUCUGAGGGGCGUCGAAGCCCCGCCCCGUCGAGGCCCCGCCCUACCUACAGCCGAUUGGGCGCUCAAAACGGGCCUGCCCUGCCAUAGGCUGGCGGGUGAGC